This is a messenger RNA of Cladocopium goreaui, 1934 nucleotides long. Lineage: Eukaryota; Dinophyceae; Suessiales; Symbiodiniaceae. The record is from the annotation of a GenBank genome assembly.
AAUGAGCCAUGCAUCCGCAUGUGGGAAAACUGUCGUCCUCUACGUGAGCGGGCGAUUAGGGGCAAAACCCUAGUGGCCAGCGUUGAUGAUGCAGUGCAGCCUACACCACCUUCCUUGGAAAAUAUGAGCAAGAACCACACUUUGCUCAAGGGUUUCACCAGUUAUAUGGCAGCCACUGGUGUGAUUUGCACAAGCCAUAUAGACCCCGUGAAGAAGGCAGUGGUUGGAUUUUAUACCCUUAUGCAAUGUGACGUUGAGACCGACGCUGGGGUGACGGUUUGCCAUGAGGUUGCUAAAAGUAUCAAAAGGAUGUUGACAAUUAUCCGUUUCAAGUGGCGGAGAUGGGAGAUGCCACGUGAUCCCAAAGUGCGAGACUUGGUGCAGGAUUUGGCAAAGGCUUCUGACAAAGCAUUCAAAGAAGGGCGAAGCCCGUUCAUCUUUAAGGCUGAUGAGGAAUCCAACAAAAAAGGUCGCCCGAACAUUGAUGAUAUUAGUGAUACUGAGGCUGCCAGUGACUUCACAAUUCGUGACACCCUAUCCCGCAGCUGUUCUAGUUUAGAAGAAGAACAGGAGAAGUCAUUGGCAGAACUCAGGGCUUUAGCUAUGGCUGAUGCAUCCGGUUUCAACCCCGAGCAAGACGACACCUUGCCUAUGGAUUCCCAACCAGUGGAGGAUGAUGCUGGCUUUCAUUCCAAGGAGCCUGCUGCUUGUGAGGUCGUCGACGUGGACGGUGACCAGCCGGACUCCGCAGCAGCUGGCCCUGCGGGUCCUCAGCCGGAUGCCGUGAUGGCUUUGCUCCAGCUGGUGAAGGCCAAGAUCAGCACGCAUGAGCAGUCCCGUGGUUCCACUGAGCCUACACCUGCUACAGCAUCAGUUCCAUCCAAAGACUCCAAAGAGCUUGUGCCCGAACAACUGGAUGCCCUCGCACCAGCUGCAACCCCCAGCUGCAGCACUCCGCAGCCACCUUGCGCCGCAUAUCCAGAUCCUGACCAAGCUUGCGCGGAUGCAAAGGACGGCAACAAGGCAGUUGCAAAGGCAUUGGAAACAUCUUUGGAAGAAAAGGAGCCUCUUAAUGAUGAUCAUGAUGAUGGCAUCGAUGAUGUGAAGUUGAAAUCCAUGCCCUUCCUACGUGAGCAGCAGCUCCAGUUAGCCAAUGCGAAGAAGCGCAAACACAAGAGUGGACCCGAAGAUGGAAGGGAGGAUGGAGAUGGAGAAUGUGAGGAUGAGGAGGAGGAUCUUGAUGGGGAGGAGGAAGAGGAGGAGGAAGUUGACCUUCCAAGGCGCCGUCGCCGUGGCAAAGGCGCCAAGGCUAAGGCCAAAUGCAAGGCCAAGGCGAAGGCGAAAGGGAAGGCCAAGGCUAGAGUCAGCUAAGGCAGUGCCUGCAGCUGCCUCUGAACCUGACGAGACUGACACAAUCCCCCGCAAAAACCAGCGCAAGAAGAAGGGCAAGAAUCAGGAGGAUGAGGAGGAUGGUGGUGAUGGGGCUCCGGUCAGUGGCAAGGCAACCUUUGCAAAGCGUGCAAAAUCUGCAGCAUGGCCAGCCAAGUGGACCACCAUUCGCCAAGUCUUUGAGGAGCACAUCAAGAGCAAGAUUCAUCUUCAAGUUUGGGGAGAGGAAGCCUUUUGGAUUCUGUGCUCGGAUCGCAUCGCGGCCAAUGAGAACAACUUAGAGGUUGUCAACCAGAAGCUGGCUGAUGAGUUUUUGAUGGAUGAGAAAGUCCGUUCUGUGCUCACCACGGCUGGCAAGAAGUAUGUUGCCAAGCUCUCGCAGCGAUCCAAAGAGGAUGCCUGAGUAGCCGAUGAGUAGGAUUUUUGAGGUGCAGGGGCGAUAGAUUUUUAUCGCAGCGCGUCAGCUGGUCAAUGGGAUUCCGAUUUCAAUCUUUCUUUCGACGGCCAUCAAGCAUAGAUUGGGGUGAAAGGUUGCAUGUUUGCAC